Molecule: messenger RNA, 2920 nt
Organism: Vespula vulgaris
Lineage: Eukaryota; Metazoa; Arthropoda; Insecta; Hymenoptera; Vespidae
Product: kelch domain-containing protein 4
Exons: 11
Coding region: 1014-2603 (529 amino acids)
Molecular function (GO): protein binding
Source: RefSeq, a predicted model, not a curated record
CGCCGCCGUCGACGGGUCCGGCGUCGGGUCGAGCGUCGGGACGGCCGCGGCCACGACGCCGGCCACGUUCUCGCGUUCGUUCCUUCUCUCAUCUCUCUCUUCCUCUCUCUCUCUGUCUCUCUCUCUCUCUCUUUCUCUCUCUCUCUCUCUCUCUCUCUGUCUCUCUCUCUCCCCCUCAUACAUACACACACAUAUAUACGCGCGCGCUCUUUCUUUCGUUCGUUCUUUCUUUCUUUCUUUCUUUCUUUCUUUCUUUCUUUUCUCCUUUCUUUUUUCUUUCUCUUUCUCCCUUCCUCGUCCCUUUUUCUCUCUUCCUCUCUUUUCUCUCUUUCUCGUCGUCCUCGCGUCGACCGAUCCGCCACGCGUUUUUACACCUAUCGCUCCUCGACCUUUCUUUCUAAUCGUCAUUUCUUCUUUUUUCCUCUUCGCAAUGGUUUUUUUAACUCCCUUUAUUCGUCACCUCCUUCGCGCGAUCACACGAUCUCCAACUUCUUCCUCCUUUUCUUCUUCUUUUUCUUCUUCUUCUUCCUCUUCUUCUUCUUCAUCUUCUUUCAUCCCUCAUCCUAAUUUUUGUCUUUUAUCCUUUUGCAAAUCCUUUCGAUGUUCUUUUUGUUUGUUUGUUUGUUUGUUUACUAAUGUGUCUUUUCGUGUUGGUGGUUUUUUCCUCAUUUCCUAUGGUGGUGCGAACAAGGACAAAUUUUAAUCGGUGAGGACUACUAAGCUGGAUCAUAACGAUCUUGUAUUCCUUCUUCUCCAUCGGAACGAGACGGAUCUUCGUGGGAGGUUGCGCAGCACGCAAAAACAGAGAUCCAUACGCAAGAAUAACACCUUCCGUGUCUGGCUAAUCACAACACUUGGAACGCCCUAUACGUAUACGAGAUACGACACUGGAAAAACAUUCGAUCAUCUCGAACGAAACGACCAAGGAAAUGAGUAAGAACUACCACGAUUAACGACAUAAGGAGAAACGAACGUAAACGUUCUGCUAAUCAAAACAAUGGCCCCAUACAAAUAUGGGAAAAAAAGAUAAAAAUAAGAAAAAGUUAAGUGGUACGGUAAAAACGGCAAUUAAAACGGAAAAGAAGUUAAAUGCUAAACAGAAAAAAGAAUUAGCAGCUCUAGGAGAGGAGGAUAUAGAAAAAGUUAUUGCCGAUAUUGAACGGGAAGAAGCUCGUAGACAACGUGUUGUAGAAAUUGUAAUUGAACCACCAUCUCGUAGGGUUAAUUUUUCUUUAAUAGCUCAUCCUUUUAAAGAUGAACUUAUUAUGUUUGGUGGAGAAUUCCAUGAUGGUCAAAAAACAACUGUAUAUGGUGACAUGUUUACUUAUAAUUUAAAUAAAAAAGAAUGGACAGUGAUAAAAGCACCUGGUGCUCCACCACCUAGAUGUGGUCAUCAAGCAAUAGUUACUUCUACAAAUAAAGGGGAAAUGUGGAUCUUUGGUGGAGAAUUUUCUAGUCCUUCAGAGUUACAAUUUUAUCAUUACAAAGAUCUAUGGGUUUAUAGAAUGGGAGAGAAAAAAUGGGAAAAAAUUGUAUCUCCUGGAGGUCCCUCAGCCAGAAGUGGUCAUAGAAUGAUUCACAUGAAAAAGAAACUAAUAGUAUUUGGAGGUUUUUAUGAUAAUCUUAGAGAUUAUAAAUAUUAUAAUGAUAUUUAUAUGUUUAAUUUGGAAACAUAUACAUGGCACAAAAUUGAAUGCACUGGAAAUCCACCAGCACCACGUUCUGGAUGUAUAAUGUUACCUACAUCUGAAAAACUACUUGUUUAUGGUGGCUAUAGUAAAGAAAAAAUUAAAGCAGGAGUUGAUAAGGGACAAAUUCAUACGGAUAUGUUUUUGUUAUCUCCAGAUAAGAAUGAUCAGACUGGUCUUAAGUGGAAAUGGAUAUUAACAAAACAGACAGGUCUCAAAUGUUCUCCUCGCUGUGGUAUGACUGGUAUUUUAAUACAACCACAUAUAGCAUAUGCAUUUGGUGGAGUUUUUGAUAAUAUAGAUGAUGAAGAAGAAUUACAGGGAACAUUCUAUAAUGAUUUGUUAUCAUUAGACUUAGAAAAAUUCCAAUGGCAUGAAGUUACAUUGACUGGUAAAAGAGAACCACCAGGACAACGUAAAAAAGAAAAGGCACAAAAAGAAGACCAUAUAGAUGAAUGUAAUUCGAAUGGAGAUAAGGAAAGCAGUGAUAUUUGUGAAAAUUCACAAACAGGAACAACUAAUUCUAACAAAUCAAUGCAAACUGCCGUUACUUGUAUCGACGAGGAUGAAAUAUUUACAUUAACUGUUAGUUCGAAUACAUCACGUAACACACAGGCAAAUAGUAUGGAAAAAGUUGAAAAUAUAUUCUUUCCUUCACCAAGAAUAAAUCCUGGACUUGUUGUAAAAAAUAAUACUUUGUAUUUAUAUGGUGGUAUGCUGGAAGUUGGUGAUAGACAAUAUACUUUCAAUGACUUUUAUAGUUUAGAUUGUCGCAAAAUGGAUGAAUGGAAAACUAUAACGCACGAUGAUUUAUCUUCACAAGAAUGGCAUAACACAAGUAGUUCUGAUUCAGAAGAAGAAGACGAAGACGAAGACGAUGACACGAGUAAUAACUCCUCUAGUAAUGAGCAAUAAUUACUGUUCAAUAAAAUUUUUAAUUUAUAAUAUUUUUUGUCUUAAUUUUUCAAUAUUUAUUUUAUCAUACAGACAUCAUUUAUUAAAUUAUUAUAAUUAAUUCAUUUUAUCGGUUUAAUACAUUUUUAAAAUAUAAAUAAUUUCAUUAUGUACGAAUAGGUAUAUGGUUAUCAUGAUAUUUCUCAUUAUCUUAAAGCUAUUUAUCACUUCUAGUUUUAUAAUUUAGGCCAACAAUGACUACUGACGUAAUUCUUAAACGAUCUUAAUGAGCAAAGUCUCAUUUUAAAGAUAAACGUUUAAACAAGGAUACGACUUCU